UGGGGCUUGAUUCUGUCAUCUUCUUCCUUCUCUGUUCAUCACGCGCUGCGUGAAACAGCUCCCUUCCACUCCCGUGCUCUCCUCGCCAUUGUCGUUCCAUCCCAUCUCUCUCUAACCUCUCUUUCUCCUCUCUCUCUAGCACGCUCGCUCUCUUCGCGCCACUGGGUAGGAGGAGAUGGCCGCAAACGAUUUGCUGUUGGACUACUUGGCGGCUGCCGUUGAGGCCGCGCAGAAAGCCGGAGAGGUUAUUCGCAAAGGAUUCUACCAGACCAAGCAUGUCGAGCACAAAGGCCAGGUGGAUUUAGUCACUGAAACUGACAAGGCAUGUGAAGAUCUCAUAUUUAACCAUCUCAAGCAGCUUUAUCCCGCACACAAGUUUAUCGGUGAAGAAACUACUGCUGCUUGUGGGACCUCAGAGCUGACUGAUGAACCUACAUGGAUAGUGGAUCCUCUUGACGGAACAACCAACUUUGUUCAUGGAUUCCCCUUCGUUUGCAUAUCUAUUGGGCUUACGAUUGGAAAGGUUCCUACAGUUGGUGUUGUAUAUAAUCCAAUUAUGGAGGAGCUUUUCACUGGUGUUCAAGGGAAAGGUGCUUAUCUGAAUGGAAAACCUAUCAAAGUGUCAUCUCAAUCAGAACUUGUGAAAUGCCUACUUGCCACCGAGGCUGGUACCAAGCGGGAUAAGCCAACGUUGGAUGCGUCUACUGAGAGAAUCAAAAGUCUACUUUUCAAAGUGAGGUCAGUUCGCAUGAGUGGAUCCUGUGCAUUGAACCUCUGUGGAGUUGCUUGUGGACGGCUUGAAUUAUUCUAUGAAACCGGCUUCGGAGGUCCCUGGGAUGUGGCAGGUGGAGCUGUGAUAGUGAAAGAAGCUGGAGGUCUUGUUUAUGAUCCAUCUGGUGAGGAUUUCGACAUCACAUCUCAGCGGGUUGCGGCUUCAAACCGUUUUGUCAAGGAUGCAUUCGUGGAGGUUUUGGAACAAACAGCAUGAGAUGGGACCGACCCAGUUGAGCGAAAUUUAAAAGGAGCUCAAUUAUUUAGUAUUAUGACAUGAAUAAACUUUAGUUUACUUGUUCUUCUGAACAAUUUCAAACUCUAUUGUAAUAAAAUACUUCACAAGGGGCUAAGGAAAUCCAGUUUUUUUUUAAUUGUUCA
Eucalyptus grandis is the source of this 1152-nucleotide messenger RNA. RefSeq names its product inositol-phosphate phosphatase. Gene Ontology annotation, biological process: phosphatidylinositol phosphate biosynthetic process; inositol metabolic process; signal transduction. Lineage: Eukaryota; Viridiplantae; Streptophyta; Magnoliopsida; Myrtales; Myrtaceae. The transcript has 12 exons. Gene Ontology annotation, molecular function: inositol monophosphate 1-phosphatase activity. The record is from RefSeq and is a predicted model, not a curated record. Bases 176 to 988 code for a protein of 270 amino acids.